This is a messenger RNA of Rattus norvegicus (Norway rat), 1499 nucleotides long. It is a transcript of the gene Cd177l2, whose product is annotated as CD177 molecule like 2. The transcript is spliced from 5 exons. The coding region runs from base 280 to 885 and encodes 201 amino acids. The record is from RefSeq and is marked validated. NCBI's taxonomy places the organism in Eukaryota, Metazoa, Chordata, Mammalia, Rodentia, Muridae. Gene Ontology annotation, cellular component: plasma membrane.
CUUCAGCGCGCAACUGAAGUGCCUUCCAAGCCCGAGGUUUUGGUGACCAUAUUCUGAAGCCAGAAAGAAUUUGCUACUUAAGUGGAAAAGAAGCAGUGAUAGACAAAGAUCCCCUAGCCCCGAGGAAAGAAGCUAGUGAGAAAGAGCUGGGGAGAAAAGGGAGAAGGGGCCUAUAGGGAUCUUCAGUCUGAGAGGAGGGCUAAGGACUGGAGACCUGAGUUUUAUGAAAGGAAACCAGUUCCCAGGUCCUGAUCAGCUCUUCCCAGUCUCAGAGAAGCCAUGGGAGCCUGCCACAUCCAGUACGCCCUGCUCCUCUCUCUGCUGGGCUUCGUCCCCUGCUCAGAUACGCUGACCUGUAACAAGGGAAUCAUGGUGAAAUUGGGCAGUAACUUUGCUAAGGCGCCAAUUGAGUGGAAAACAUUGGGGACCAUUGAAUCUGCACCUAACGAGAUAUGUCAGGAGACAGUCCUGCUCGUAGAUAUAGGUGAAAAAUCUCUCAUAUUGGCUAGCAAAAGCCUCAGCAACCCUGGGGACAUCCAGAGCAAAAAUACCCAGGUGUUUUCUUCUGGACCUGGACUAGUGGCUGCUUCUUAUGCCCACUUCUGUGACACUGAACUGUGUAACAAUGCUGAGAGCACCAGUGUCCUACUUGACUCCCUAUCAGUUAAAGCCCCCUCUAAGCUGGGAACCACCAAGUGUCCUGUCUGCUUGCAGUUUCAGGGUUCCUGCUCCCAGCACAUCACCUUUGUCUUCUGCCCAGCGGACACACACUGCUAUAUCAGUGAUAUGACUGUAGAAGGAGGUCAGUUAGGAAAGCUGUAUGCCCAGGGCCAUGGCUUCAGGGACUCAGGAGAAGGGAUGGGUGCUGCUGCCUCCUGGGUCUGAGGGAGGGAUUCAGGACUUGGACUGAGAUUCCUUGGUCCUUAGGAGGAGGGCGGGAGCCUGAACUCCUGGGCAGGAGUUGGUUGUUUUUGUUGUUGUUGUUGUCUUUGUGUUGUUUUUCAAGCUGACUGAAGUAUCCCUCUCCACCCCCUGCCCCUUACUGGAUCUUCAUAUUGUAGGUGGGCUCAAAGCCACCUUUAGUGUUGAUGGAUGCCUGGUCACCUCUUCCAAAACACUAUUGAAAAACCAAACAUCAGUUGGGAUCUUCUCCAUAGUGGAAGUCUCUGAUAUAAACAGCACCAAUUCACUCUCACAUGUACUUGUCCCUGGUACCCUCCUGGCCUGGACUUUAGGGCUCUUGGCUCUCCUCAGCCCUUUGUGUACAGGGAUUUGUCCUCUCGGCUGAACCCGUUCCUGGACAGCCAUACUCAGCCCUCCUCUGACUUCGUAACCCAAAGGCUGGGCACUGUCUGUCGGCCUGCACUGUCGGGUGCCCUCAUCCCUCACCCACACACCUCUGCCUCCUCAUGUUUAGAUAUGGGAGCCGCUGAACUCACCCUGCUCCAGAGCAGACAACCACACAUGUGGAAAAAUAAAGUUGCUGUUGUUUCUCCAAA